Molecule: messenger RNA, 850 nt
Organism: Amphimedon queenslandica
Lineage: Eukaryota; Metazoa; Porifera; Demospongiae; Haplosclerida; Niphatidae
Exons: 3
Source: RefSeq, a predicted model, not a curated record
GCACUCAUGACCUGAACUUGACAUUGAUUAAUAUUGCAUCAAAUUCUGUUUGUGUUCAGUUUCAGUUUGUCAAUGGCAGUACACUUUAUAUUGAUUACAUUCACAUUAUUGAUAGUCAAGGCCAGUUUCAUUGGGAUGACCUCAAACCUCUUAAUGAUUCAUUGAACUUUAUUAAGUGUUUUGAUGGCAUACCAGCUGGUAAUAACUUAACACUGCAUGCAUGUCAAUUCGAAACCUUUUUCGAGAACUGUAUAUCUAAUCCUCCUGCUGUAAUAACUGGUAUCAAUAUUACUAGUGACUCUACAUCUUCAGUUCGAAUGUCAUCAGUUCAUUCAUUAGUCCCAACUACUUCAGCCGUAUCAGCUACUUCAUCGGCAUCAAGAUUCCCACGGGCCAGCAUAAGUAGUAGCAUAGAUGCUUCUUCUUCAUUAUUCACUUCUUCAUCAUUUGUAUCAUCAAGUAGUAUGGUCACAGACUGUAUGAUACGUUCUACAGUUACUGUAACAAGAGAUGAUUGUAAUACGUUUGGUACUAAAAAAAGUCAAAAUAAAGCUCCUGUUGCUAUUAAUUCCUGCACUAAUUCACCAGUAUUGAAUAUUAUAUUAGGUGUAUUCCUCAUACUAUCACUAAUGAUUAAUGUUAUUACAUUAACUGUGUGUUACUGCAAGAGGAUAGGGAAGAAUGGGCAAAGUUCACAAGAGCAAAAACUAUCAUCAGUUGAUCCACAGUAUGAGAAUGUACAUCUACCAGUUCCACAAUCAGAACUAUCAAUGGAAGAAUGUGCUGCUUAUGGUGUAGUGGAGGGAUCAACUACAAAACUUUAACUUUGAAACUUUUUGUGCGAUAACAU